Leishmania mexicana MHOM/GT/2001/U1103 is the source of this 1731-nucleotide messenger RNA. RefSeq lists its product as hypothetical. The coding region runs from base 1 to 1731 and encodes 576 amino acids. The record is from RefSeq and is a predicted model, not a curated record. NCBI's taxonomy places the organism in Eukaryota, Euglenozoa, Kinetoplastea, Trypanosomatida, Trypanosomatidae. The transcript has a single exon.
AUGCUGUCGCUUCUCAUCGAUGAAUGCGGCGCCGACGCGUCGGAACUCCCGCAGCUGGUGCGACUGAAUGAGCUGAUUCGCGCGGAGGAAGAAGGGACUGGCGGCGGUUCCAUAGCGGCGCACACCCCAGUCGCGACUCCGGGACCACCCUCUCCACCUCUGGCCUCUCCGACCCUCGCACCCGCCGAGGUCAUCCGCACUGAGAAGCAAGCAGCGGGGUCCGACACCCUGUCCGUGCCGACAUCCGCCAAGGACAACACAGUGCUCGGUUUUCUGCUACACCACUGCGCCGGCCUGGAAGAGCAGGCGCAGUGCACGGCGCUAAAGCAGCUACAUGGAUUGCUUCUCGCGGAGACGCGCGAGGAAGGCGCUGACGAGUCCGCCAAUGGGAACUUUUCCCCGCUCAGGGCCAAGCCACCAACAGCGGCACCCGCUUAUGCUGCCAACGCUGUUGCGGCUGACGCAACCAAGCCAUCACACAAACACGACCAUCCGACGCUCUCAGACGUCAGUGCUAUGCAUCAGAACUGGAUGGGCGCUACCACCGCCGUACCUUCGCCGGCACUGCCGGGGACAGCACCUCCGCCUCCGCUGAGCAUCCCGGUGCCAAUUUUGCCAGGUGCUGGCGAAUGGAAGGGGACCACUUACUUCCGUGCGGAGACGGCUGCUUCGCUCCAACCGUCGACCCAGCCCAUGCUGAGACACGCGGUAUCUGCAGCUUCCGCCAUCGGUGCUGCUUCCGUGAGGGUUGACGGGAAUGCGAUGAGUGACGGGGCCGAUGCAUUGCGGCCCCACCCGCCCCUUCAGCCCUCGGCAAGAAAGGGGCUGCCGCCGAGCGACGACGACAAGCAGGCCGAAAACAAGCAGACGGCAGCCACCGUUUUGUUUCCUUCCCACGCUUCCCCCACCGAAGAGACAUGUGCCGCACAGGCAGCCGACGAGGCGCCUGCUGCAGGUGAAGACGGGCGCGCCGAAUUGAAGGCUACUACCUCCCUGCGACCGCGCCAUACUCCGCACAUGCCCUCCUAUGCUGGCCGCAUGCCGUGCCCGGUCAACGAGGCGCUUGCCGCGCGCAACAGUGCAACUGCUCGGCUGCUCGCAGGAGGUGGAAUGGCCCGUGCGGCAUCUGAAACGCCGCCGGCGUCGCGCCCCAUGUCUGAGUUUGCGAAGCGCUUCGUGGCGGGGCUCUACGAAAGGGGGGGCACACCGUGCGUUGAGGCACUGUCGUCGCCCAUACCCCAGCAGCACCAGCACCACACGCAGCAUCCAACUCAGAUGCUCGCCGCCGGGAGCGGCGUGGGAGCCGUCUGUGGUCGUCGUGCCUCGUCGGAGAGAUCACUUCUUCGAGCGCCUUUGGCGGACAUGUGGCGGUCACGGCAGACAGUCGACGCUUGUCGCGUCCCGCCGGCACAGGAACGAGUACCUCUGCUUGCACGGAAGGUGGCGACACGGCCAAUGCUCCGUGCACCCACGCCGCUUCAGCAUGACCGCCAGCAUAGAGGAACUGGCUCGGAGCCGCUGCGCCCUCAUCGCGCUCUCCCAUACCACCCGGCGGCCGGGUCGCCUACGGUGCUGCCUUGUGCCCGCCCUUUGCGCCGACACUCCUCCUUUUCACACAGCGCUGAGGGCAGCUGUGGCACAGCUGCUGUCGAUUCUCUCUCAGACCUGAUUGUAGUUGGCGUGCGCAUCCAUCUGCCCUUUCUCGUUCCUAAGCGCCCGCGCCACGCCUGA